AUGUAUCUUAGAUUAAGUCCUUCUGACAGAGCAAUAGCUCUUGGGUCUAUAGGGAUCCUGUUAAUGUUUUCACUGGCAUGUACAUCCACCGACAACAACUUCUGGAAAUCAACAUUAACGUCAAACAACGUCAAUAUAUUCGGAGAUGAACUAAGUUACAACUUGAUAUUUGUCACCCUAGGUAUCAUUGAUAUUUGGGUAGGGGAGAUAAUCAAGAGAGUGUUCGUCUUAUGCGGAGAAUUACCCUUUGUUAACAGUCGUUACGACGGUAGAAUAUCAUUCGUAGUUCAGCAAAGUUUCUGCACAAAAUCUAAUAUUCCUUUUUUGACCCUGCCAAUUCUGGUAGCAAUGUUAACUUAUAUGAAUCUCCAUGGUGACGGGAUGUUAUUAGUAUGGCGGAUUUUACAAACCAAAUGGAACUGUAUUAUAAUCGUCACUAUUUCCAUGAUAGCACAUCUGCUUCGUUUAACUGAUCCCACAAGAUCCGAAAUGAGUAGGGUUAUUGACGAGCAAACACUCAACGUGGGCCAUGGAUUUGCCUGGUCCUUCUAUUUUGGAUACCUAAGACUAAUAAUUCCAGGUUUGCAAUCACGAAUGGAGUUCUGGAAAAAGGACAUAGAUACCACACGAAAAUCCGUUGUAGUUCCAAAACUGUAUAUCCUGAUUCCUAUGUCUUGCUAUUGUCCGCCAUCAAUAACAGCAGCCGACCCUGGGCUAAAAGUGGCGGGAGUGACUCCAUCUUUUGUUGCGAACAGAGCAAAAAAUCAGCGCAGGGAGUACAAAAACACCGUAUACUGUUUUGAAGUGGACAAGACGGACUACUACUGUUUGGUGGAGUAUGCCACACCCAUUCUGUCCCUGUAUGAGAUGAGUAACAGCGAGGAGGCGGGGCUGUCGUCGUUUGACAGACUGCAACAGAUGAGGACGUUUGUCGCCACCCUGCAGGAGAUCAUCAACUCUAACCCCGAAACCAAGGACAACUGCACCCUCCUCGUCUAUGACGAUAAAAAGUUUGGCGAUGCUGAACAGUCCAUUUCGAUGUUAAUCAAAGACAGAAUAGAAAAAGAUUUGAGUGAAAAAGCGGUGACCAAAACCUUCUGA
Molecule: messenger RNA, 1101 nt
Organism: Magallana angulata
Lineage: Eukaryota; Metazoa; Mollusca; Bivalvia; Ostreida; Ostreidae
Product: stimulator of interferon genes protein-like
Exons: 5
Coding region: 1-1101 (366 amino acids)
Biological process (GO): positive regulation of macroautophagy; autophagosome assembly; reticulophagy
Cellular component (GO): autophagosome; endoplasmic reticulum membrane
Molecular function (GO): 2',3'-cyclic GMP-AMP binding; cyclic-di-GMP binding
Source: RefSeq, a predicted model, not a curated record